AUGAGCAGGCGGCAAGGAUUCGGUGGCGCACUGCGAGCCAAGCAGGGGCCGCAGGAGACUGAGCAAUCAAGGGCUGAUGGCGGAAUACAAGGCUUUGUAGCUAAACGCUCUCUUGACGAGGAACGAAAGCUAGUUCGUGAGCAGCUUAAACAGGUGAAUACCUCUUGGACCAGCUAUAAGGCAUACGAGCCAUCGUUUACUAAUGAAUUGAAUCGCGAGCUAGCUCAACACGUCGAAGACGAAGUGUUAGACAAGCUGGUAGCCGUCCAAGACCGACUGGAAAAGAUUCGGACACAACGGGAAAGCUCUGGUGUUCUACCAACUACCACGUUGGAGACGCUGCUACAGAGUCGCUUGGUAGUCGAGGCUAAGCGCAAAGUAGUUCCUGCACAAAUCGCGGAAAACACUAUAGCUGCAAUGCGAGCCGCCACCUUGAGCGUAUCAUCACAAAACGAGAAUCGAGUCUCGAGUGCUACGGGACUAAGCAACCGUCAGUCUACCUCGGCAUUCGCUUCUAACACCACCAACAAUAUGCCAAGAAAGCCCCGAGUAAAAACGAGCAGUAUCAUCUCGCCUCGACCACGUACAGUGAGCAAUGAUAUCGACGUAUACCGAAUGAGGCAGUCCUCUGAGACGCUGCUGUGCGUUCAGUUCCCAGCGUCUAGCGAAAUCGCAGCUCCGAGUGGCAACAAAACCGAGGAGGAUGAAGAGCAACACGCGCUUCGUUUUCGCUCACGCCCAGUGGCUCUUUCAGCGAUCGACGAUACCGCUGUAGUCACUACAAAGCGAGAGCCACAGCAACCACGUGUGCGCUACAUCAUGUCCACUCGACUUGGAGCGCUGCCGCCCACGAAGCACAUCUUGGACGAGUAUCCGAUCCCUAAAGAAGUUCUGGACGCACUAGAGCGACAUCGACAUUUCCAUGUGGACGACUCGUCUCCUCUGACUGCUUUCGAGCCCGUUCGACUACCUCCCCCUACUCCAACAGUGCUACACACUUCUACAUGCACCAAUGCCGAGUGCGAGUGCUUCUACAGACACUCGGUCCUUGUAGAACGCUCGCCAGCGUCGUUUGUACUAUCUUCACUCGACGUGGCUCCUGAGAGGCCCCUCCCACCACCUAGCGACUUGUUUCAUCAGCAACAACUCAUUGCUGCUACAACGGAUGAUUCUAUUUUACUACACGAAGUACGUCAUCUGUAUGACAGCACUCACAACGCUCACCGUGACUUUCGAGCAGGGCUUCAUCGCCAUCUCGACCUUCAGUAUCUAGUAGAUCUCUCGUUCCGAAGCUCAUUAACCUCCUCGAGCUACUUUGUUGACGAUGACGACAAUGAAGAACAUGGAGCAAAUACACUUCCAAACGUACAGAUUCCAGCUCACUUGCGUCGUCACCGAAUCGUCAGCACUGCAGAGAGUGACGCUGGUACUUCUACCAAGUGGAAAUUCCUACAAAACGGAGUGCAUCGUAUGGCUAACCGGCGCGGAGCUAUCUCUAUCGCUACGAAAAGCGAGGCGACAGUACGGGCCCAACGCAGUGACCUCCUUGUCCAGCUAUGUACGUUAACUCCACAGGACGUUGAGUUUCUGUCACUGUGGUAUGGCUUCAGUCCAGACGCAGAGGCGGAAGCUAUAGCAGCAGCCACUAAAGACUGCGAAGGCGGCGUGCUUUUAGACCCAGUUCCCAUGAAUCCACAUUGGAGCAUUCGGUUCGAGUUGGCAUGGAAGCAGUUGUCACUAUCGACAAACGACCGGCUGGAUUUGGCGAUCAAAUACUCAUCGCUUGCGUAUUCCACUCGUCUACCGGACGCUGUGACUCUGUGGGAGACUGCAUGCGCUCUCAUCACGGAGCAUGAAGACUUGCUACGAUUGAUAAGAUCGACUGUCGGAGGUCCUCGAAGACACGCUGGUGUCAGUCUUACUGAAGACACUGCUAUGCUACAGGCUCUUAUCGCUAGUGCCGAUAACGUCCGCGAGAUCCUGUUGCUUACAUACACCGAAGUGGGGGAUUUUGUCACGUAUCAUGGUGACUUCUACUUGACAAAAAUGGAGCACGACGCAACCGAGAUUCGGAGAUUAAUGGAAGAAGGCAACGACGCCAACGCUAACAAGCUUCAGUCUCCCAUAUAA
Phytophthora infestans T30-4 is the source of this 2130-nucleotide messenger RNA. RefSeq lists its product as uncharacterized. The record is from RefSeq and is a predicted model, not a curated record. NCBI's taxonomy places the organism in Eukaryota, Oomycota, Peronosporomycetes, Peronosporales, Peronosporaceae. The coding region runs from base 1 to 2130 and encodes 709 amino acids. The transcript is spliced from 5 exons.